GCAGCAGCAGCAGCAGCGUUUUCCGGCCCGCCGUCGUUCCUGAAAACUCUCUGGGUUUCAUUUUCGAGGCUCAGCAGCUGCUGCUGCCAUGCUGGGGGGAGGCGGAAGCUGCUCAGCCCCACGCUGGGGCCCUGCAGUGGAGCCUCCAGGCCUUCCCUUUCCAGAGGUCGGGAGCCACAACGUGCGGAAGAUCCGGAUGAUCCGGGGGCUCCCUCGCUGGCAGCAGCAGGCAGGGCUGGCCCAGGACACCUUCCCGGCGUGCAGGAGGGAGCUGUGUGCGCUCCCUAUGGAGAUCCGACGCGCUUUGCCCCAGGACGUCCGGGAGCUGCUGCACUACUUGAAGAUGAAGAGCAAGUACGCCGUCCUGCUGGUCUUCGUCAUCAGCCUCGUCAUCAUCGAGAAGGAGAACAACUUCAUCUCCAGGGUGUCGGACAGGCUGAAGCAGUCCCCGCAGGCUCUGGCGGAGGCCAACAGCACGGAGCUCAGCCCAGCAGCGGCCAAGAACGGCUCGCUGGCCUCGCUGCAGGAGCUGGACGCUGCCUUCUCCCAGCUGAGGUCCCACCUGUACAACAUCACCCUGCAGCUGGCAGGCGACCCCGGGGACCCCGGGCCACGGCGGCACGUCCUGCUGAUGGCCACCACCCGCACCGGCUCCUCCUUCGUCGGCGAGUUCUUCAACCAGCAGGGCAGCAUCUUCUACCUCUUUGAGCCCCUCUGGCACGUCGAGAAGACGGUGAACUUCCUGCCGGGGGGAGCCAGCGCAGUGGGCUCGGCCUUGGUUUACCGAGACGUCCUCAAGCAGCUCCUCCUCUGCGACCUCUACAUCCUAGAGAACUUCAUCUCCCCGGUUCCCGAGGGCCACCUGACGCCCUUCUUGUUCCGGCGGGGCUCCAGCCACUCGCUGUGCGAGGAGCCCGUCUGCACGCCCAGCACCAAGAAGGUCUUUGAGAAGUACUACUGCAAGAACCGCCGCUGCGGCCCCCUCAACAUCACGCUGGCGGCCGAGGCGUGCCGGCGCAAGCAGCACGUGGCGCUGAAGACGGUGCGCAUCCGGCAGCUGGAGUUCCUGCAGCCGCUGGUGGAGGACCCCCGGCUGGACCUGCGCAUCAUCCAGCUGGUGCGCGACCCCCGCGCCGUCCUGGCCUCGCGCAUGGUGGCCUUCUCGGGCAAGUACGAGACCUGGAAGAAGUGGGCGUCCGAAGGGGAGGCCCCGCUGCACGAGGAGGAGGUGCAGCGGCUGCGGGGCAACUGCGAGAGCAUCCGCGUGUCGGCGGAGCUGGGGCUGCGGCGGCCGCGCUGGCUGCGGGGCCGCUACAUGCUGGUGCGCUACGAGGACGUGGCGCGGGCGCCGCUGCAGAAGGCGCGGGAGAUGUUCCGCUUCGCCGGGCUGCCGCUCACCCGCCAGGUGGAGGAGUGGAUCGGCAAGAACACGCAGGCUCCCCCCGACGGCAACGGCGUCUACUCCACGUGCAAGAACUCCUCGGAGCAGUUCGACAAGUGGCGCUUCGGCAUGCCCUUCAAGCUGGCGCAGGUGGUGCAGGACGCCUGCGGCCCGGCCAUGCGGCUCUUUGGCUACAAGCUGGCCAGCGGCCCCGCGGCGCUGGCCAACCGCUCCUUCAGCCUGCUGGAGGAGGCACCGCCCGCGUGGGUCACGUAGCAGGACGGGGGCGCGGUGGCGGGGCGGAACGAGGGGCUGCGGCCGUGCUCCCGGCCGGUCCGGAGGCGACCUGGGCGUCCCUGCUCUCAAAAAUGCUCCAGGUGGCAGCCCCAGGAGCCGGAGCGUCUUGGCAGAGCUGGCCCCGGGGUCCUGCGGAGCCUGAAUUGCUCAGUUUCUCCGGGAAUGGGGAAAUGGUGAGGGUGAGGGGAGGUGGGGUCGGCAACAGGGCCACCUGCCCAGCUCGGGAGCUGCACUGAGGAGGAGGAGGAGGGUGAUGGCAAGCAGAGGGGGACAGGACCAAGCACCUCUGCCUUGCCACCCCCCAUGCCAGCUGGGACGGGGCAAGGACAAAAUCCCUGUGGUGUCAGCAAGCGCCCAGAGACCUUCUUGGUUUAGUGCCUUCAUUCACCAGCAGAGAGUGGAAACUGCCCACAGAGCCCUGGAUGGCUCUUGGGCUACGACAAAAUGAGGUGACUAUGGUUUGGUGCUCUUCAAACUUGGUUUUGGAGGUUUGGGUUUAUUUCCUUUUUUCCCUGUGUAUUUGCAUACCGGGUGAAUUUAUUUAUUUAUUAUAAUGUGAAAAGGAGGGGGAAGCUGGUGAAGGAGCUAAGCCCAAAAAUCAGAGCAGCACAACGUGCCACAAAGGGAGACACCCAGAACAGAGGUCACAUUUUAGCUGGAGACCACCGCGUGUCCUUCUGUAUGAUCUCGGGAGAGCCCCCGGGGACUGAUGGGCUGUAACCCUCCCAGCCCCCGUGUGGCAGUGACCACGAACUUCUGAGGAGGUGCUGAAAGAUGGCCAGACUUAUCUGAUCAAAAACAAAGCCACAGCACAGAGUCCCCUGUCUCCUCAGUAUUUGUGGGUGUCCCCUGCCCGGGGGAGCCCCACAAACAAGUGCUAACAGCACUGAUGGGUGGCCAAACCCGGUAGAGGCCCAGGGAGUUCCAGGGUGUUUGCCGUUUGCAGAUGUUGACCCAGCGCCAAGCUGCUCCCUCCAAUUCACAUUUCAUGAAUUAAAAUGCCUAUUUUUA
Melozone crissalis (California towhee) is the source of this 2689-nucleotide messenger RNA. RefSeq names its product carbohydrate sulfotransferase 3 (gene CHST3). NCBI's taxonomy places the organism in Eukaryota, Metazoa, Chordata, Aves, Passeriformes, Passerellidae. Gene Ontology annotation, cellular component: Golgi membrane. The coding region runs from base 89 to 1657 and encodes 522 amino acids. Gene Ontology annotation, molecular function: N-acetylglucosamine 6-O-sulfotransferase activity; chondroitin 6-sulfotransferase activity. Gene Ontology annotation, biological process: carbohydrate metabolic process; N-acetylglucosamine metabolic process. The transcript is spliced from 3 exons. The record is from RefSeq and is a predicted model, not a curated record.